GAGACAUAGCCCAUGUGAUGUCAAGUUCCCUUUUAAGACACCCCAGCUGAUGAUGUCAGAGUAAUAGUACAUGCAGGAUCUGGGAGAAGGCUCUGUAGAGAAGCAAAGGUGGCUCUGGAGAUAAGCGAUGGCUCCAAUCAUAGCAGAUAACAGCACUUCAAAGUUGGCUGAGAGGGACAAUUAUGAAAACAAUGGACUUGUACAUGUUAAAAACCCCCAUUUGGACCUAUUACCCGAGGACAUCCUCUACCACUUUAACUUGGGAACAAAAACCCAUGACCUACCUUCUAUGUUUGGAGAUGUUAAGUUUGUCUGUGUCGGUGGCAGUCCGAACAGAAUGAGGGAAUAUGCAAGAUUCAUGCACAAGGAGCUGGGCCUGGAAGAAGAUGUGAAUACCAUCAUAGAUAUAUGUGCUGGGACCGACCGAUACAGCAUGUACAAAGCUGGACCCGUGCUUUCUAUAAGUCAUGGCAUGGGCAUCCCCUCCAUCUCCAUCAUGUUGCAUGAGCUUAUCAAGCUGCUGCAUCACGCCAAGUGUCGAGACGUCACAAUAAUCCGUAUCGGGACAUCUGGUGGAAUAGGCAUUAAACCCGGGACUGUGGUAAUCACAGACAUUGCUGUAGAUGCCUUCUUCAGGCCACAGUUUGAACAAGUCAUUUUAGAUAAAGUGGUAGUCAGGAACACCGAGCUGCACCAGGAACUGGCAGAAAAUCUUCUACGGUGCAGCAAUGAAAUCAGCGAUGUCCCAACUAUUAUUGGACACACCAUGUGCACAUAUGACUUUUAUGAAGGUCAGGGGAGAUUGGAUGGAGCACUGUGUUCAUUUUCGAAAGAAGAAAAAUGCGAGUAUCUGCAGAAGGCAUAUAGUGCUGGUGUCAGAAACAUCGAGAUGGAAUCUUCAGUCUUUGCAGCAAUGUGUCAUUUAUGUGGGCUUAAAGCUGCAGUGGUCUGCGUGACUCUACUUGACAGACUACAAGGAGAUCAGAUCACGGAGAGUCAUGCUGUUCUUGCCGAGUACCAGAGGCGACCUCAGAAACUGAUUGCAAAGUUCAUCAAGAAGCAGCUAAACUUAUGCACAUAGCUCCAGCUGUGCCGAUUCUAGACUAUGCUGCUAUCUGGGGCUCAACAGAUAUACUGUACCUAUGAUGGGUUUAAUUUAUAUGUACUGUACAUAUUCUGAAAGAUAAUGUGUAUUGCACAGUUCAUUUCCUUCCGUGAUUGGCAGGUGAAAUCCUGGUAGAGCUAGUAAGCCUUAAGCCAGCAAAGUAUAGUUACGGUUGUGCAGCUAAUUCAGAAUUCACUUGCUAGCGGGGAUGGUCAUGAAAUUUAAACUCCGUUUAUUAUUUGGUAAAAAAAACUUCUCUGCCUCCUAACAGCCCCGGUUUUAAUGAAAUUGUCCCACAUUUUGGGCCUUAAAGUGGAUGUAAACCCAAAGUUCAUUGUAUAUUACCAGGAUGUGUUAUGUGGGGGAGGGGUGGAUUUC
Molecule: messenger RNA, 1483 nt
Organism: Rana temporaria (common frog)
Lineage: Eukaryota; Metazoa; Chordata; Amphibia; Anura; Ranidae
Gene: UPP2
Product: uridine phosphorylase 2
Exons: 7
Coding region: 128-1081 (317 amino acids)
Biological process (GO): uridine catabolic process; nucleotide catabolic process
Cellular component (GO): cytoplasm; cytosol
Molecular function (GO): uridine phosphorylase activity
Source: RefSeq, a predicted model, not a curated record